Impatiens glandulifera is the source of this 1150-nucleotide messenger RNA. Its product is annotated as syntaxin-61-like. The transcript is spliced from 8 exons. NCBI's taxonomy places the organism in Eukaryota, Viridiplantae, Streptophyta, Magnoliopsida, Ericales, Balsaminaceae. The record is from RefSeq and is a predicted model, not a curated record. Gene Ontology annotation, biological process: Golgi vesicle transport; vesicle fusion; intracellular protein transport. The coding region runs from base 229 to 972 and encodes 247 amino acids. Gene Ontology annotation, molecular function: SNAP receptor activity; SNARE binding. Gene Ontology annotation, cellular component: membrane; endomembrane system; SNARE complex.
GUUUCGCAGUUAGCUGCAGAUCUCUUUUACUCUACUACCUCUCGAUUUAGAUCUGGAUACGUACAGAUUACAGGGUGUCUACUUCCGAAGGUCUUUGUCCACUUCGACUGCCUAUCAACUUAGUCGACGGUGAUAGCGGAAAAUCUAUCACCACGACUGUAAAUCUGCACAACUCCAACUAAAUCAAACUCAAAUUUUGAAGGUACUAGUUAUACAGCUUGACAGAAGAUGUCUUCUGCUCAGGAUCCAUUUUACAUUGUUAAGGAGGAGAUUCAAGGAUCUAUUGAUAAGCUGCUGUCCACAUUUCGCCAAUGGGAACAUAUUCCUUCAGGAAGUCAAGAGCAACAAAUUAUGACUAAGGAACUUCUUGUUGGAUGUGAGAGCAUUGAGUGGCAGGUAGAUGAAUUGGACAAGGCAAUUUCUGUGGCAGCAAGAGAUCCUUCUUGUUAUGGCAUUAAUGAAGUGGAACUUGAAAAAAGGAGGAGAUGGACAAGCGCUGCUCGCACUCAGGUGGGAAAUGUGAGAAAAACAAUUGGUAAGGAUAUGGAUGGUACUACAAGCAGCUCAAGCUUAAGUGGGUUGCGUCGUGAACUGAUGCGACUACCCAAUUCACAUCAGAAUGAGAGAACCCAUCAAUAUAACACCACCAAUAAUAAUGAUGAUUUUAUAUCAUCAGAAUCCGAUCAACAAAUGCUGCUCAUAAAGCAACAGGAUGAAGAGCUGGAUCAGCUUAGUGCAAGUGUUGAGAGAAUUGGAGAUGUUGGACUCACCAUACAUGAAGAGCUUCUUGCACAGGAGAAUAUCAUUGGUGAAUUGGGAACGGAAAUGGAAAGUACUUCCAAUCGCCUCGAUUUUGUUCAGAAAAAGGUGGGCAUGGUGAUGAAGAAGGCUGGAGUUAAGGGACAAUUAAUGAUGAUACUUUUCUUGGUUGUUCUAUUCAUUAUCCUAUUUGUUCUAGUAUUCCUCACCUAAAUUAUUAGAUACAGGCACCGCUUACUAGUGUUUUUAUAGUGAGAAUUAUCAAAUGAUCUUAAGACAUGUCUUGACUCUAUGUUUCUUUUAUGACCAUAAUUCGAGGCUUGCAUUUUUAUAGUCAUAUAUCUGGUUUUUGUCAGAUUUAUAUAUGGGAUCAUUAAGGUUGUUUUUGUUA